Messenger RNA from Trametes versicolor FP-101664 SS1, 1710 nucleotides. RefSeq lists its product as uncharacterized. Bases 1 to 1710 code for a protein of 569 amino acids. The record is from RefSeq and is a predicted model, not a curated record. Lineage: Eukaryota; Fungi; Basidiomycota; Agaricomycetes; Polyporales; Polyporaceae. The transcript has 2 exons.
AUGGCCUCCGUCGCGCUGAACGCAGAGAUCGUGUCGUCCAUAGCGUCCUUCGCGUACUGGGGCGCGAAUCGACCUGGGGUACCGUUGGACCUCCGCGCCGUCCUCGCGCUCGCGCUGACAUGCCGUGCCUUCCUCGAUCCCGCCCUCGACCAACUGUGGCGCAGGCAACUCACCCUCUUCAACCUCGCCAAAACGCUUCCCAGUAACGCAUGGGAGGCCUAUGACGACGAGAAGACCAAUCUGGACAAGACACAACGAUUGAUUAAAACGACCCGAAUCAUCGUCCCCAAGGACUGGCCACGCUUCAACUACUACGCAGCGAAGAUCCGCGAGCUCGGAUACGACCCGCGCGCGCCCUUCGGCACCGUCGAGCUCACCCCUUCCACCCAGCGCACGCAAGGCAUCUCGCUCGAGUUCCUCACGAGCACGAUCAUCGUGCGCGCGCCCUACGAGCUCGUCCCGCACGUCAAGCGCCUGCGCUGGACCGCGCACGAAUCCCUGCUCGGCAUCCGCCCGCACGUGUACAUGUUCCUCAACGCGCCACUCGCCGCGCUCGCGCUCGAGUUCCCCGCGCACGCGGAGCCGCCCGAGCCGUACUACGCGGACGCGGUGUAUGUGAGGUGGACGCUGCCGGCGGUCGCGGAGCAGUGCCCGGCGGUGCGCGAGGUCGAUUUGGUGUGGACGCAGUUCGAGGGGUAUGCGGGCGCGUUGAGCGGGUUUUUGCGGGCGGUGGGGUCGAGGCUGCGGGCGUUUGUGGCGAAUGUGCGGGCGUGGGGGGAGGAGGACCUUGCGAGGUUGGCUGGACUGCCGGAACUUCGGAGGACGAGGUUGUACCUGGAGGGUACACAAUUCCCGUGGCUCGUCCAGGCGGACGGCUCGCCGCCGUUCACGGCUCUUGUUGACCUCACGCUCGAUGCACCGUCGUUGGACAACUGCACCGCGUUCUUCCAGGCACUUGGGACCUGCAAGCUAGAGAAACUGGCUGUGAAUUCCAGUCAGCGACCCGCUACGUCUAUGGUGCAAGACUUUUGCACUAUACUCGCAGGGUGCUGCAACUCCUCUACGCUCCGCGCACUGUCGCUCUCAGACAACGGCAAAGAGUCGAUGACGGCACCCACACGCGCCGACUGUCUCAUCACCAACGGAACACUCUUACCCCUCAUCACCUUCACUGGCCUUCGCGCGUUCAAACUCGACUUCUCCGGGCCUUACGCGCUCGACGACACUUUCCCCGCCACGCUCCUUCCCACCUGGCCUGCGCUGGAGGCUCUCUCUCUUGGGACGACGCACGGCUGGGGCCAGCGACCUCUGCUCACAUUCACCGGCCUUGCACAAAUUGUGCAAGGCUGCCCGAUGCUGGAGGAAUUGUGCAUCGCAAUAGAUGCGUCUCGCGGCACAGUCUUGCCUGGGGUGCAGGCAAAUACGAGGAUCACAACAAUUGACCUGGUGGACUCGUAUGUUCCGAAGAACGAGGCGGGGGCUGUGGCGCUUUCGAGGAACCUGGCAGAGCUGUUUCCCGAGUUGGAGCACAUCUCAGCAAAGACGCUUGAGGGGAAGAUACCUGGGGACGCAGAAGAAAUGCAGGAGGAACCGCCGGUCGCGACGGAGGGGGCCGGCCUGGCCACGAAGGAGUUCUGGCGCGAGGUCGAGAAGCAGAUAGCGACGUUUGUUAUGUUGAAGGACAUGGACUUCCCCAUGGAUCUGUCGUAA